GCAUUGCCGGCGACGACAAUUGUACUCACUGGGGUAAGUACAAAAUGGCGGGAGUGGCUUGCCAGAUAUCUAUCAGCCGAUCGUCGACCUUGAGGAGGGUUAAUCAUCGGCCGCGAUGCUUCUCUGGUUCGCCGGAGAAUAAAACACCGGCUGUUUUGAAUUGGGCGGUUGGUGGAGUCACUGAGUUGCUUCGGCUGUUCUCCGGUGCGCCGUCUUCAUCCUCCAUCCCUACAAAUAAAGAUAGAUCAAGGUAUGAGCUUUCUGCUGGAAAUGUUGAGGAUGUGAUGGAGAUUUUGAGAUCAGAUUAUCGAAAUGCCUACUUCGUCACAGGAAUCUUGACUUCUUCAAUUUACUCGGAUGAAUGCAUCUUCGAGGAUCCGACUAUCAGCUUCCAGGGUACAGAGUUGUAUGAACGCAACUUGAAAUUACUUGUUCCGUUCCUCGAAGAUGCAUCCAUUGAACUGCAAAAUAUGGACAAGAGUGAGUCGUUCGAAAGAAACUAUAUACUGGCGACAUGGAAGCUAAGGACUUACCUGAAACUUCCAUGGAGACCACUAAUAUCGAUCAACGGAAGUACGGUAUAUGAUCUGGAUCGAGACUUCAAAAUUGUGAGGCAUGUCGAGAGCUGGAAUGUCUCUGCGCUAGAAGCAGUCGGGCAGAUAUUCACCGUCAAGUCUUUUCCCUUCGGUGACUGAGAGUCUAAGUACUAUGAUUCAUGCAUUUGGCCAUGGUCCAAACAAUGUCUACCAAUUCUUAGUACAUUUGUUAAUAUAUUAUGAAUUCACCA
Molecule: messenger RNA, 787 nt
Organism: Arabidopsis arenosa
Lineage: Eukaryota; Viridiplantae; Streptophyta; Magnoliopsida; Brassicales; Brassicaceae
Source: the annotation of a GenBank genome assembly